This is a messenger RNA of Ambispora gerdemannii, 1272 nucleotides long. Lineage: Eukaryota; Fungi; Glomeromycota; Glomeromycetes; Archaeosporales; Ambisporaceae. The record is from the annotation of a GenBank genome assembly.
AUGGAAGCAAUCGCCGACGCUCUUGCACAAUCUGACUAUGAAAUAGUUUGUCUACAAGAGGUUUGGGUUUAUAGUAAUUUCGAGCUUAUCAGACAUAGAACGAAAAGGAGACUUCCAUAUGCUAAAUUCUAUCAUAGUGGAAUCGUUGGCGGAGGCUUAGUAAUUCUCUCACGUUAUCCGAUUCUAGAAGUAACACAUCAUCCAUAUCGUCUCAAUGGUCUACCAAUUAAAGUCACACAUGGGGAUUGGUAUUCUGGUAAAGGGGUGGCUAGUGCAUUGAUUGAUCAUCCUGUUGCGGGAGUAAUUGAAGUUUUUAAUACACAUACGCAUGCUGGAUAUGGAUCACAAAAAAAUGAUAUUUAUCUGGCACAUAGAGUUUCGCAGGCAUGGGAAAUUGCGAAUUUAUUAAAGAAUUCGGCAUCUCGUGGUCGAAAUGUCAUAGCGAUGGGUGAUUUUAAUAGCGAACCAGAUAGUAUAUUACACAAAUUAAUUGUGCAACAUGGUCAAGUGGCGGAUGCAUGGCAAGCUCAACAUCCCUCAACUCCUGCAAGCGCCACCAGUGGUUCCUCAAUGAAUACAUGGAGCAAAAAUUACUCGUCCAAGGAAUCAGCACUAAAUUCAGAUCUAGGUAAAAGGAUAGACUACGUUUUCUAUCGAAAAACAUCAAGAUUUUGGUGUACCGGAUCACGUGUAGUAUUCACAGACUUAAUACCAGAGCUAAAAUGUAGUUACUCUGAUCAUUUCGGUGUUGAGGCCACUUUUACAUUAGUCGGACGAGACAAAAAUUCCGUAAUUCCAUUAUCAAUUUGGGAACAGGCUGCCUACGAUAAUGUACAGGAAUUUGAACCACUUAUAUAUAAAACUAUAUUAACUCUUUUCAGACAAGAUACAGCAAAUGCGAUUUCCAAUGCACGAUUUCAAUUGACAUUAUUUUGGAUUUCAUGUUUGCUGGUGAUUUGUGGAAUAAUUAUUGAAUCGCUCAUUGCCGCAAACGUUUUAGAUGCUCUCUGGCUUAGUGUUAUAAUUCUGUUGAUUGUGACUGGAUUCGCAGUCUUUGGAACAAUUAUCGGCUUAAUUGGGUUCUUGUUUGGUAAUGCAGAAGAACGCGGAUUCAAACAUAUAAUUCAAGAAGUUGAGUCAUUUAUCGAAGGAAAAAAAGAGUACGAUAGUAGACGUGCUAGUGCAGUUACUCAAGAAGAUAAUUUUAGUAGUGAUCGAUCCGAGGGUUUUGGUCCAUUAGUUGAGAUUGAUGGUCGGAAUCAAAUAUAUUGA